This is a messenger RNA of Schizosaccharomyces cryophilus OY26, 2463 nucleotides long. RefSeq names its product transcription factor Thi5. NCBI's taxonomy places the organism in Eukaryota, Fungi, Ascomycota, Schizosaccharomycetes, Schizosaccharomycetales, Schizosaccharomycetaceae. Gene Ontology annotation, molecular function: DNA-binding transcription factor activity, RNA polymerase II-specific; sequence-specific DNA binding; zinc ion binding. The transcript has 2 exons. Gene Ontology annotation, cellular component: nucleus. Gene Ontology annotation, biological process: DNA-templated transcription; positive regulation of transcription by RNA polymerase II. The record is from RefSeq and is a predicted model, not a curated record. Bases 1 to 2463 code for a protein of 820 amino acids.
AUGCUUUCCUGCUACAUCAGCAUAUUACUUUUUAUUCUGAUGCCGUUGAAGGGAUUUUCUAGUCGGCCGCUAUAUCUGGAAGAAAAAACCGAAUCCAGCAAACAGAAGCGUAGGGUCCCUGCUGACAUUCGAAAGCGAAUUCGACGUGCUUGUUUGGGUUGUCGGUUAAAAAAAAGUCGUUGUACAGGAACGGUACCGUGUCAUUCCUGUCUAGCUUUAGGAAGUCAAUGUGUAUAUACGGAUGUAGAGAAGGAAAGGACCCCGUCCAAGCAGUAUAUCGCAGAAUUAAGUAAACGACAAAAAUGUUUCGAAUACUUAUUUGAACACAUUUGCCCUUCUGUCCCUCAAUGUACACAAGCGUUAGUCCAACUAUGCAAAAGUUUAGAGUCUAAUAUCAAACAAGGAACACCACUUGCUUCUUUGAUCAAGCCUGCAGUCAUUGAUGAAACUCUUUGCAAAUUUUCUUUGAACUCUGAAGAAGAGACUUCCGAAGAGUCUACGAAUCAACAGAAAGUAUACGUUUCCUCUGAACCCAGAGUUCCUGAUCAAUGUCUUUUGACUGAAGGGUCCAUUUCGGAUCGUUUUGCAAAAACAAUAAAACAUGCAACCAAUUUUGUACCCAAUGAACGUCUGUCUCAUGAUACGUUAGGGCCGGUCCUUAUAGGUCCAACUUCGUCUUCUGUUUUUUUGGAGGAAUUAGCUUCAUCCCUAAAUGUCCUUGAACGUGCUUCUCCGUGUCUGACUUCAGAGUCGCUCUCACCCUCUUUACAAUCUGUGGAAGCAUUCAAGUCUUGUUUACCUGUGCUUCUUCAGCGUGGUUUAAUCUCAUUGGGACCAAGUCCUGACUUAAAAUCAUCAAAUGUUACAUCGCAAUACUUUGAGUCACUGUCUCUUUUAGCUUGUCAAUUGCUACCUUCUCUAGAAACAGCAAGGCAACUGUCUCAAAUCUUUUUUGUUCGUUUUCAAUGUUUUUUGCAACUUUAUCCGCCUGCCUUUUUCUAUAAACGUUAUCAAAUCUUUUAUAAUAUUCCCAAACUGCCCAAUAAUUUGGACAUUGGUUUUCUUAUUGUAUCAAUGAGCAUUAUGGCUCUUGGCCAAUUGACCGCAAACAACGAUGGAAUUCAUAUCAAAGAACCUAUAGAAAAUGCAUUUGAGCUCCUAAACCUCAGUGAGCAAUUGCUCUUCUUCCUCUUACCAAAAUUCAGUCUGUCCACUGUGCAGGGAAUUGCUAUUGUCGCAUUUCAAUGUUUAUUAAUGGAUAGAAAAAAGGAAGCUUAUUCCUAUGUAGGAUUAGCUUUUCAUAUAGCUCGUGUCAUUGGACUGGAAGUAAUGGAUUCUACCCAAACCUUAGAUGACUCAGUUGCCCAAGAAACAAAUCGAAGAAUUCUGUGGUCUCUUCGUGUAAUUUCGUCUUUCUUGUUUUUACAGGCUGGGAUUACCCCAAUAAUUUCUUUGUUUCCAGUCAACGAUCUUUAUUUCCACAACUUGCCGAAUAUUAUACAUGAGUUAGAGGUUCCUCAUCUUCCAUCAACCGUUUUUUAUUUUACAAGUACGAUCAAGUUUUUUUCUAUUGCAGUUCCUUCACUGCUGUCCAUAUAUAAUCCAACAGGAAUUCACUCCAAUCAAGAGCAGGAUUAUGCCGCGCUUUUAUCGAAGGUUAAGGGUGCCUCUGAGAAAAUUAAUGAAUGGAAAAAGAGCCUUCCUCAUCAACAAGUAAAUGAUAUGCAUGACCGUACAAAUUCUUUGUUUCGUGGAAGCGUCUUCUUGCAUCUUUUAUAUCACCAUUUCAAUCUGUUACUUUUUCAAACUGUUGUAUUUUAUCACUUAAAGUACAAUACUUUUUCCUCAAAAUUUUCGUUGGUAACGGAAUCUACGUCCGUCAUUCUAGAUUCAAAUUCAUGUUUUCAGUCUGUACAGUCCAUUUUGUCACUUAUCUUACUACUACAAGAGAAUAAUCAAUUGGACAAUUGCUUUUCUUUGGAGUAUGAAAUUCUGUAUAUGGCAGCUUCGAUGUCUCUCUUGCUUUUCGUUACACGAGUUACUGAUGACAAGCCUUUUUUAAAGUGUAUUCAUCUUCUAGAAAGCAUGGGAUCUGUCUCAGUUAAUGCUAAGGAAAAGUUGAGCAAGUUAAAAACAGUAGCCUCAAAGUGUCAAAGUGAAUAUCUAGCUACACAACAAAAGUCAAGCUUUCCAGGCAACGAUCGUCCAUCCGAAAUUUGCAGUGUGCAAGAAGGAUACCUUGCAUGGAAAACAUGGAUACAAGAACUUUCGAAAGAUUCAGAUUUGCCCGUUGGGCAUUCAUUAAAAGCAAAUUCCAACGCUACAUCAUUAGAAAUGGAUUCACAUUCCAGUUAUGAGAAACACCCUUCGUCUACUGAAUCUAAUACAGCUUCUUCUCAUCCCUUUCUUUCAUGGCAUGAAGCAUUGCUUAGUAUGGACAUAGAGUCUAAUAAACUUAGCUGA